GUGGCGAAACUACUCCAGUCAGCCUGAAAUGUGUUGUCACUUAAAAAUGGGGAAAUGAAGACAACGUCCACCCGGGCCGUCUUUCGCUACUCACCUACCCGGUUUUUAACGUUGAAGGACGAGUCCUCUCCUCGCCGUCAUGAUGUCAGAGGUGAACGACGACCACAACGUGACCGAGAACGGCGAGCCAUACAGAAACCCCACGGAAGUGAAGAUGAGUCAAAUAGUGCUGCCUUGCCAUUCCAACCACUGCGGCGAGCUGAGCGCUGGGCAGCUUCUCAAGUGGAUGGACUCCACUGCCUGCCUGUCAGCUGAGAGACAUGCCGGCUGCUCCUGUGUUACUGCGUCUGUAGAUGACAUCCAUUUUGAACACACCAUAGGGGUGGGAAAUGUAGUCACCAUCAUAGCAAAGGUCAACAGAGCUUUCACAUCCAGUAUGGAGGUUGGAAUAUCGGUGACAUGUGAGAACCUCUACACUGGCAGGCAUUGGAGGGUUUGUCAAGCCUGCGCCACCUUUGUGGCCAGGAGAACUGAAGCUGGGAAGGUCCAGCUAAAGCAGAUGACUCCCCGCACACAAAUGGAGCAGAUGGAGUACAGCCUGGCAGCAGAGCGGAGGAGGAUGAGGCUCAUCCACGCUGAGAUCAUCACAGACCUGCUGAGCAGCAGCACGGCUCAGCUGGGAGAUUGCCAGGAGUACCAGGAAGCCGUGCCUGCCGAGCGCACCCGAGUGGAGAGUGUGGAGCUGGUGCUUCCACCCCACGCCAACCACCAAGUCAGCACCUUCGGGGGCCAGAUCAUGGCCUGGAUGGAGAACGUAGCCACCAUUUCUGCAAGCCGCUUGUGUAACGCUCAUCCCACAUUGAGGAGCAUAGACAUGUUCCAUUUCCACGGGCCGUCUCACAUUGGUGACCGACUAGUGCUGAAAUCCAUUGUUAACAAUGCCUUCAAACACAGUUUGGAGGUGGGAGUGUGUGCUGAGGCCUAUCAGGGUGGAGAGCCUCAGCGCCAUAUAAAUAGUGCCUUUAUGAUCUUUGAGGUGCUUGACGGUGAUAGGAAACCAUGCACGCUGCCCCGGAUAAGACCCGAGCCUGUGGAUGGUAAAAGGCGUUAUCAAGAAGCCAUUGCCAGGAAGAAGAUACGCCUUGAUAGGAAAUAUAUCAUCUCCUGCAAGCAAACCGAGGUGCCACUGUCUGUACCCUGGGAUCCAAGUAACCAGAUGUAUUUGAGCUACAAUAAUGUAUCUGCACUAAAACUCAUGGACACCAGAAACAAUUGGGUGUUGACCUCAGAGAAAAAUAAAGUCAGACUGUACACGCUGGAGGAGAACCAGACGUUGUGUUUCAAAGUGGAAAUGUACGUCAGUGUCUCGGCCGAGCAGACGUUCCACCUGCUGUCAGAUCUCAGGAGGAGGAAAGAGUGGGACCGGCAUUAUGAGGAGUGUGAGGUGAUCAUGCAGGCGGACGAGGAAGACACCAUUUAUCGCAUCGCAACCCCCUCCAUCAGUAAAGGGGGCAAAGGCCAGGACUUUAUCUUGUUGGCAUCCUGUCGGAAACCAUGUGAUAUCAGGGACCCAUAUUUGAUAGCGCUGCGUUCUGUCACUUUGCCCACCCACCCUCCAACCGGAGACUACAACAGGGGAGAGGUGCUCUGCGCUGGCUUCACCAUCUGGGAAGAAAGCAGCAGCGUCACCAAGGUCACCUACUACAAUCAGGCCACACCGGGGGUUCUUCCCUACAUCUCUACAGACAUUGUUGGACUCUCCUCAUCUUUUUACAGUGCCUUUUCUGCCUGUAGUGACUUCCUAGAGGCGAACAAGGACAGCUUGCCUGCUUCAGUACUGCAGCUCAUUAGUACAACUGAUGUCCUUUCUCUACAAAAGGAACAAUAGAUAACCUCUCUGACUAUCCAUGGUCUGUUCUUAGAAUGAUGAUAGAUGACUUUUGACUAUUUUACCCAUAUUGUGUGACUAAGUAUGUGACAAUGAGUGGGCAUUUUCUCAAGGGCCAGGGAAAUGCAGUAUUUGGGUGUUUUUGUCCAAUAUGGGUGUAGGUUACUAUAGAAUUAACAGUUUUUAAGCAUGAGCGCGCAAUUCUUCUUGGAUUUAGCGCACCUGUGUGUUAUUAGGUCCGACUAAGUGUGACUUAUUUUGUGCAAUAAUAAUUUCUAAGCCACAUUUUCCUAAAUGGUGCAACGAGGUUGCAGAGUCAGACCAAUAUUUGCAAAGUGUCCUUCGAAUAUGCAAUAUAUAUUUGGUGUAUAUUGGGGUAGGUAAUUUUCAUGUUUUAAAGAUCAUAGGAUCAUGUGUUGUGUUUUGAUGUUUACUUUCAAUGGUCAAGUAUCUCCCAUGGCAGUUUGUGUUGAUUUAACUGGAACAAUAAAUAUUGAAGCAUC
Entelurus aequoreus (snake pipefish) is the source of this 2391-nucleotide messenger RNA. It is a transcript of the gene acot11b, whose product is annotated as acyl-CoA thioesterase 11b. Gene Ontology annotation, molecular function: thiolester hydrolase activity; lipid binding. The coding region runs from base 140 to 1888 and encodes 582 amino acids. NCBI's taxonomy places the organism in Eukaryota, Metazoa, Chordata, Actinopteri, Syngnathiformes, Syngnathidae. Gene Ontology annotation, cellular component: extracellular exosome. The transcript has 16 exons. The record is from RefSeq and is a predicted model, not a curated record.